CACUACCCCACCACUGACCGUGGACUCUGAGGAUGGGAUAGUCUCCACGGCCGGUUCCUCGGACAUGUUAGGGGACGGGGAAGAUGAGGAAGGAGAUGAGGAGGGCGAGGCAGUCGGCAGCGCUCACAACGCUGAUUUCCCCGACAGCCAGGAUCUCUUCAUCACCCUUACAGAGAUCCCCUACGAAGCGUCCCCAGCCGUUACCCCGGACACAGAAUCUGGGGAAGGAUCAGCCACCCCAUCUGCGACUGUCUCACAACCUAGCCUGGCAUCACACUCCCAGAGGCUAGCGCGGAUUAGGCGUAGGAAGAAGAGGACACGGGAGGACAUGUUCUCUGAGCUUAUGGCCUGUUCCCAAGCCCAGGCAGCACAGCAGACCCAGUGGCGGGAGAAAUUGACCCAAAUGCACCAAGCAAACAUGGAUUGGGAGGAGAGGUGGCGGCAGGAAGACCAGCAGGCGACUCAAACGCUGCUUGGACUACUGAGGGAGCAAACAGACACGCUCCGGCGCCUUGUGGAUGUUCUACAGGAAUGGAGGCAGGAGGACAGAGCCCCGCUGCAGUCCAUCUCUAACCGCCCUCCCCCACCACCAAGUCCCAUACCCACCUCACCCAAAGUGCAAAGAAGGAGAGGCGGCAGAGUCCCUGCUAACUCUCACUCCACCCCUGCAGAGAGCUCUAGUAGCAGAAGGCUCUCAUUCCCCAAAAUUUGAAAAGUUCUUUCCUUCCCGCCUGACACAAGCCCCCGUCCAAGUUUCACCUCCCAGUUCCAUGUGUAGUUGAUAAUA
This is a messenger RNA of Malaclemys terrapin pileata, 787 nucleotides long. RefSeq lists its product as uncharacterized. NCBI's taxonomy places the organism in Eukaryota, Metazoa, Chordata, Testudines, Emydidae. The coding region runs from base 65 to 712 and encodes 215 amino acids. The record is from RefSeq and is a predicted model, not a curated record. The transcript has 2 exons.